AUGGGCGGUGGACUCCUUCAAAUGUGGCGGGAAGUUAAGGUUGUCUUUAUCCCCAAACCGGGUAAAUGCAGCUAUGGCAAUGCGAAAGCCUACAGACCAAUCAGCCUAAGCUCCUUCUUGUGGAAGACGCUGGAAAGGCUGGUCGACAGGCACAUUAAGGAGAGGGCACUGAGGUCUAACCAGAUAUGCUCCUCACAACAUGUUUACCAAUCUGGCAGAUCAACUGAGACUGCGCUUCACCACUUGGUAGGCACAAUAGAAAAUGCAAAGGAAAGGGGGGAGGACACCCUUGGUGUCUCCAUAGACAUCGAAGGGGCCUUCGACAACACCUCCGUUGAUACGAUGGAGAAAGCUGCGCCAUCUUUUGGGAUCGAGGAGUCGGUCAUCAAAUGGAUAGCCGCCAUGCUCCGAACUAGAGUUGUCCACUCCACCUUUGGGGACAGUGCGGUAAGGGCUGUGGCGGGGAGGGGCUGCCCGCAGGGGGGGUUAUCGCCCCUCUGGUAUGGCUCCUCGUUGUCGACUGCCUCCUCACUGGACUCGAGGAGCUCGGGGUAA
Molecule: messenger RNA, 555 nt
Organism: Diachasmimorpha longicaudata
Lineage: Eukaryota; Metazoa; Arthropoda; Insecta; Hymenoptera; Braconidae
Exons: 2
Coding region: 1-555 (184 amino acids)
Source: RefSeq, a predicted model, not a curated record